Moneuplotes crassus is the source of this 714-nucleotide messenger RNA. The record is from the annotation of a GenBank genome assembly. NCBI's taxonomy places the organism in Eukaryota, Ciliophora, Spirotrichea, Euplotida, Euplotidae.
AUGGAAUCAAGUGAAGUCAAAGCCACCACCUCAUCAGCAGUAAUGCCCAAAAAUUCAACAAAUGAAGAUGAAGACGACUUUGAAGUAGAAGAAGUUGCGACAACUACUCAAAAAUUAGAAAAUCUUGACAUUAACAAAGACAAUGAUCAAAAGAAAGAACUAGCAACAAAAGCAAAGCUUACAAAGUCAUCGAGAGCUUUUAAGCCUAAAGUGAAGGAAAAGGCCAAACUAGCAAAUAAGGGGAGAACUUUUAAACCAUCUAAGCCGACUGAUGAAGAGCAAAAGGCGUAUCAUUACCAAGAUACUUACCAGCAAUACCAAGAUUAUGGGUCGGGAUAUAACGAAGGAGCUCCUGAUUAUUACCACGGAGCUUCCGAGGACGAUGAUUUAGAGAACGACUUCGCCCAAUUCCAAUAUGAAAAUGAACAACUCGAAUUAAUCAAAGAUAAUGUAGGAGAAUUUGGAGAAGGCCUCAUCAGAUUUGAGGAAAGCUCUAGAAAUUGUCAAUGUUGUCAAGGCCUGGUAGAAAGAUGUGAUGGGGAUAUCUGUCAAUCUCUUGGAGAAUGUUAUUGCAUCUCUCAUAAGAAAUAUUCCUAAAUUCUAUCACUCAGAAUAGGCGUAAAAAGUAAAUCAUAAGCAGGAGAAAUAAUAGCUGCUCUUUAGGAUCAUAAGGAGCAGUAGAAUUUAUACAUCAUGUUCUCAACUUUCGGGUCC